Molecule: messenger RNA, 1771 nt
Organism: Pezoporus occidentalis (night parrot)
Lineage: Eukaryota; Metazoa; Chordata; Aves; Psittaciformes; Psittacidae
Gene: NR2F6
Product: nuclear receptor subfamily 2 group F member 6
Exons: 4
Coding region: 572-1711 (379 amino acids)
Biological process (GO): anatomical structure development; cell differentiation; negative regulation of transcription by RNA polymerase II
Molecular function (GO): RNA polymerase II cis-regulatory region sequence-specific DNA binding; zinc ion binding; nuclear receptor activity
Source: RefSeq, a predicted model, not a curated record
UCCAGGGCGGCCACCGCGGCAGCGGCUGAACUUUGCUCUUUCGCGGGAGGCGGGGAGAGCCCCUGGGCUCGGCGGAGCGGGUCCCGCCGGACCCGGACCGGGACCGGGCUGCAUGUACCGGAGGUGGCGGCGGGGCCCGUAGGGGCGAGGGCGGGCCGGGGCAGCGCCGCCUUCUUCUCCUCCUCCUCCUCCUCCUUCCCUGCCGGUGCCGCGGAGCGGAGAAGCCACCGGGGGCGGGCAACGGCGGCCCCCGCAUGCGGCCGAGCCCCGGGGCUGCCGCCGCGCCCGGAGCCGCCGCGCCCCGCGGGGGGAUGCGCCGCGCCGCGCCCCGCUCCCGCCGCCGCAAAGUUUCCGCGGGGCCCCCCCGUUAACGGUGGGGGGGGAAGGAAAGGAGGAAGCCCUGGGAUAGAAGAAGAGGGGGGGGCGGAACAAACCUCCCCCCCCCCCCAAAACCGCGAACCGGCCGCCACCCCCCAAAAAAACUUGCUCAACUCGUUCCGGGAGGCGCCGGGCGCCGCGCUCCGCUCCAUGCGGCGGCGGGGCCGGCGCUGAGCCCCGGGGCCGCGGAGCCAUGGCCAUGGUGGCCGGCGGCUGGGGCGAGCCCAACGGCGGCGGCGGCGGCGGGGAGGAGGAGGCGUCCCCGGCGGGCGGCGGCAGCGACGCGGAGCACGGCGAGGAGGAGCGGGCCGGGGCGCCGGUGGACUGCGUGGUGUGCGGGGACAAGUCCAGCGGGAAGCACUACGGGGUCUUCACCUGCGAGGGCUGCAAGAGCUUCUUCAAGCGCAGCAUCCGCAGGAAUCUCAGCUACACCUGCAGGUCCAACCGCGACUGCCAGAUCGACCAGCACCACCGCAACCAAUGCCAGUACUGCCGCUUGAAGAAGUGCUUCCGUGUGGGAAUGAGGAAGGAAGCCGUGCAGCGGGGUCGGAUCCCCCCCAGCCACUCCAGCACCAGCCCCAACACACUGCCCAGCGGGGAGUACUUCAACGGGCAGCCGGUGUCGGAGCUCAUCUCACAGCUCCUGCGGGCUGAGCCCUACCCUGCUGCCCGCUAUGGCUCGCAGUAUGCCCAGCAGGGCAGCGUCAUGGGUAUCGACAACAUCUGCGAGCUGGCCGCACGCCUCCUCUUCAGCACGGUGGAAUGGGCCCGGAACAUUCCCUUCUUCCCAGAGCUGCCCGUCUCCGACCAAGUGGCACUGCUGCGGCUGAGCUGGAGCGAGCUCUUUGUCCUGAAUGCGGCGCAGUCGGCGCUGCCGCUGCAUAUGGCCCCGCUGCUGGCUGCUGCCGGCUUCCAUGCCUCCCCCAUGUCCGCCGACCGCGUUGUCUCCUUCAUGGACCAGAUCCGCAUCUUCCAGGAUCAGGUGGAGAAGCUCAACCGGCUCCAGGUGGAUUCGGCCGAGUACAGCUGCCUCAAAGCCAUCGCGCUCUUCACGCCAGAUGCCUGUGGCCUGUCGGACCCGGCGCAUGUGGAGAGCUUGCAGGAGAAGGCUCAGGUGGCCCUCACAGAGUACGUGCGGGCGCAGUACCCAUCGCAACCGCAGCGCUUUGGGCGGCUGCUGCUGCGGCUCCCGGCUCUCCGCGCCGUGCCGGCCGCGCUCAUCUCCCAGCUCUUCUUCAUGAGGCUGGUGGGGAAGACGCCCAUCGAAACACUAAUCAGGGACAUGCUGCUGUCUGGGAGCACCUUCAACUGGCCCUAUGGGACAGGGCAGUAGGGGACAGACACCCCACAGCCGGACCCAGAUUUCCUCCCAUGCCCUGAGAUGGUGCCACUC